Molecule: messenger RNA, 375 nt
Organism: Danaus chrysippus (African queen)
Lineage: Eukaryota; Metazoa; Arthropoda; Insecta; Lepidoptera; Nymphalidae
Source: the annotation of a GenBank genome assembly
AUGAUGAUAGUUGUGUCGGCUACAAUAGAGCCGAUUAAAUAUGGCUUGGAAGAGGUGAGGGACUUUGAGGCCGAAGCAGCUGUCACGGGACUCUAUGUGAUGUCAAUUAUACUUGUGCUGAUGUUUCUCACAAAAUUCUGCUUCGAUAUCGUCUUCAUAUAUGGCGUAAUCACUGAAAAGCCUACUAUCAUCAGAUCCUAUUUCUUCAUGUGGGUGGUUUUCUUUCUGCUAUCUAUGUUCACAUUCUUCCUCAACGCCAGACAUUACGACUAUGGAACCAUUUGUAUGGAGGUCUUCUAUAUAAGUCUCAACCUUUAUGCCAUCCUGCUGAGUCACAGCUUCUAUAAACAACUUAAUACUAGAGAAGAAGUAUAA